AUGUCUGCUUCAACACCACAAAAUUCAACUACACUUGACAACUAUGACUUUGCGCAUAAUCCACCAAUCCCCCAAAGUAACCAGCAUAAUAGAGGUGUCAGCAGCUUCAGUCCUUCGGCGUUGACAAGCGCAUUUCGAAUGCUGGAUCCAAACACCCACAGUUCAUCUGUGUCCUCGCAACACAUUGCGACCACAUCGGAUGUGCAUGCCGUCAUCCCUGCUCAGAUGGCAAAUCCCAAACAGCCCAUCGAGCAGAAAUGCUGUCCCGCAUGGUUCCCCGCAUACUUCACCAACCUCCGGUUACGCAGCUACGGGAAGGGUCUACUUGUCUCCGCAUGCAUCCCCAAUGCCGAGACCAAUCGGCCACACUUCGCCCGGGUCCUCGCAAUGCGGCAUGACCACCUCGGAUGCGUAUUCCGUCGUACCUAUGAUGGCAAACCCCACUCAUACAACACGAGUAGCGCUGCCUUGUGGACGCCAGACAAUCCCGGGCCUGCUGUCUCACAUGGCCCCUCGCAAAGUGUGCCAUAUCUCCACGAUCUAGAAGGUACCAGCCUGAGACCGAUCGGCCACACUUUGCUCGCGUCCUCGCAACGCGGUAUGACCGCCUCGGAUAUGCAUUCUGCUGUUCCCAUGAUGGCAAAUCCAAAUGCUGUCUCGUGGACACCAGGCAAUCUCAGGACUGCUGUCUCACAUGACCCUUCGCAAAGUGUGCGAUAUCAUCUUCAUGAUCUAGGAGGCAUAAGCGCCAGUUUUCAGCUCCCUCCGGCCCAGUCGGGACUGCCGAUGAGCCAGCCAUCUCCCCUCCUCUGCCGGAACCUUGGAGGAUUUAAAACAGCAUUGGCAUGA
Suillus subalutaceus is the source of this 849-nucleotide messenger RNA. RefSeq lists its product as uncharacterized. The transcript has 8 exons. The record is from RefSeq and is a predicted model, not a curated record. The coding region runs from base 1 to 849 and encodes 282 amino acids. NCBI's taxonomy places the organism in Eukaryota, Fungi, Basidiomycota, Agaricomycetes, Boletales, Suillaceae.